AUGGGCAACUCGACCAUCACGCCGCACAUCAAGGCCGCUGGCGAGAGCGGUCGGCGCGGCUUCUCGCCUGUGCAGUUCAUUCAAGUCUGCGCCAGGUCAUCGUGCAAGGCCUCUGCCGCCGUCAACAUCCUCUGGCCCUUCGUUCCCGCCGCCAUAGCCGUGCGCUAUGCCACCGACAACCAUCUGGUCAUCUUCAUCCUGGCUUACAUCGCCAUGGUGCCGUGUGCCAAUCUCAUCGGCUUCGCUGGGCAGGAGUUUGGCCGCAAGAUGCCUCACGUCCUUGGCGUGCUCAUCGAGACUACCUUCGGUUCCGUCGUGGAGAUCAUCCUCUUCCUUGUGCUCUUGAAACAGAAUGACUACCAAGAGAAUGUUAUCAAGGCUGCCAUCCUCGGAUCCAUCCUCGCCAACAUGCUGCUCUGCCUCGGCCUCUGCUUCUUCGUCUCGGGUAUGCGCCGCGACGAGUCUCACUUCAACGAGGCCGUCAGCGAGGCCGGUACAGGCCUCCUGCUGACCGCCGGCUUCGGUCUUGCCGUGCCUACCGUCUUUGCGAAUGCAUUGUCGGGCACCAUUGCGGACGAGGUCUUGUUCAACGAACGCGUCCUCUCCAUCUCACGGGUGACGGCCAUCGCGCUGAUGGUCGCCUACUUCGUCUACGUGUGGUUUAUGGGCCGGACGCACCACGGCAUCUACGAGGCCAUCUUCGAGUUCGACGAGGAGCGCGACCAUGACCGCCACAAGGAUGCCCUCAAGGACAAGCUCACACUCUCCGAGUGCAUCAUCGCUCUCAUUGUGUCUAUCGCUCUGGUCACUGUCAUUGCCAUCGCCUUGGUCCAGCAGAUCCCUUAUAUCGUGGAGAACCACGGCGUUUCCGACUCCUUUAUGGGUCUCAUCCUCGUGCCCCUCGUUGAGAAGGCCGCCGAGCACCUCACCGCUGUCGACGAGGCCUGGGACAACCAGAUGAACUUUGCGUUGUCGCACGUCCUGGGCGCGACCCUGCAGACCGCCCUUUUCAACGGCCCCCUGGUUGUUAUCGCCGGCUGGGGCCUGGACAAGGAGAUGGGCCUGGACUUUGACACCUUCAACAUGACGGUGCUCAUCCUCGCCAUCCUCACCGUCGGCAACUUCCUGCGGGACCAGAAGAGCAACUACCUCGAGGGCGCACUCUGCGUGAUUGUGUAUAUCAUCGUCGCUGCUGCCGCCUUCUUUAAUCCGACCCCUGGCGAGAGCACGAGCGAGUAG
Molecule: messenger RNA, 1239 nt
Organism: Cryphonectria parasitica EP155
Lineage: Eukaryota; Fungi; Ascomycota; Sordariomycetes; Diaporthales; Cryphonectriaceae
Product: Ca2+/H+ antiporter
Exons: 2
Coding region: 1-1239 (412 amino acids)
Biological process (GO): intracellular calcium ion homeostasis; calcium ion transmembrane transport
Cellular component (GO): fungal-type vacuole membrane
Molecular function (GO): calcium:proton antiporter activity
Source: RefSeq, a predicted model, not a curated record